Molecule: messenger RNA, 5252 nt
Organism: Pararge aegeria (speckled wood butterfly)
Lineage: Eukaryota; Metazoa; Arthropoda; Insecta; Lepidoptera; Nymphalidae
Exons: 1
Coding region: 192-689 (165 amino acids)
Source: RefSeq, a predicted model, not a curated record
CCCCAUCCGUAGACAGGUCCCAUCCGUGUGCUGGUGGUCGUCUGUGAAGUCUAUGGUCAAGUGUCAAAUGACGUCACGUCAGCGACAUUCGCAUUCUCAUUAUUUUUAUUUCGCAAUUUCCAGAAUAUUAAUGGUACAGCACUAUUUUUAAGCGUUUUACCCUAGAAACCUCACUUAAAGAAAGCAGUGGAAUGGACAACCAGUACUACUACAAGUUAAUGGCGAGUUAUUUAUCGAAACGAAACUGCGACGAGUCUUUCAUGAGGUAUUUUUUUGGAAAAAAUGCAACAAAGAAAACAGCCGAAGAGCUGGAGCGGGCGGACGAGCGCAAACGAAGGCUGCAGCGUGAGAGGUCCCGGAGGUACAGGGCCCUGAAAAAUGCGCGACGGCAGCACGAAGGAGUGCGCGAGAGUGCGGACAACGAGGCCGCUGGGAGCAAGUCCUGCGUGUCCGUGGACGAGGAGCUGAGCGACGCGGACGAGCCUCCCACGCUAUGCGACCUGCGAUACGAUGACAAGUGGCGAGAGCCAUGUGCGUCGUCCGACUGCGCCUCGGACGACAACUCUGCGCACGGCGCGCCCGAGCGCCUCCAGCCCGCGCGCGACUUGAAGGAGCUGCUCAGCGCGCCUAACACUGAGCUGGACUACCAGACCGUGCACAGCCUCAUGUUCCACUGGCUGCAGACGUAGCAGGCCGCCGCCGCGCGCGCACCCGGACCAUAUCAUGCGACCACACGACUACUACUAGGUAUAUUCACACUUGUUGAUGACGAAUUACUAUAAACCAACUGCCCCCUUGCACCAAAACUUGUGACUAUCGCUGCAAUGAUUAUGUUAGUUUUUUGUAUCCUGCGGCUCAAUUCUACUAUUACUAGAGAUUGAGGUCUACUAUGUUUGCAAGUUUUAUAACAGUACUCAUGCAGUCACUCUGUAGUUUAUGCAACAAUAAGAGAAAGACUUGUUGCAAGUUAACUAGGAUUUAGUUUUCAUUUGCUAGUGCUUUUGUAUUUGCAGGAUGAAAAGAAACUUUAUGUGGAUUGUGUCCUUUGUGUUGUGGCUGACAAAAUUUGGUGCCAGGGCCAGUGAGUGUGCUUAAAUCCAAUAUGUAGUUUCACAUAUCGAGGCGUACGUGCAGCUUUUAUAGAAGUAUGAAGUUUCACAGUGGAGAGAACCGUCCUGCUCUAGAUUAGGGAAUAGUUUAUGUAAUGUCUUACUGUUACAGGCUCUUUGUGAUUUGUAAAGUAGUUGUACAGUGGUGAUGGGUCAGUUCUAUGGUACAUGUUGUUUGAGUGCAAGCUAAUUUACAUUUGACGGCACCAAACAUAAGUGAUUGCAAAAUAACCACAUGUUUAUUAACCAAUUUGAAAUCUUUCCCAUUAAAUAAAAAAAACUGUAAUUCUCCUUAGGGCUAGGAGAAAUGAGAACUGUGGAGCACUGCACUGGAUGUGUGUUAUGUUGUAAUCCAAAGUCCACAGUGCCUGAUAGAUUUUGUGUGUCAAAGCAAAGCACUCAAAAAAAAUGUUGAUUUCAGUGUUAGGGUAAGGUAAACAUAUCCACCUAGAUUGUAUUGAAUCACUUAACAUCUGUAUUUAAUAUGUAUCAAAAUGAAGGUUGUGCUCAAUUCUUAAAGUUUAGACACAGUGAAGUUGAUCUCCCAUAAGUGAAAUGUUCUAAUAAUUAUCAUUACGACUUGGCUUGAAACUGUGUAACCUCAGUUUUAACCCAAAGAGAAAAGAUUGAAUUGAAAAUGUCAGCCAUUUGGUCAAUGUCUGCUUAUAUUCUAAUUGUAAGCUUCUUCACUUGUAUCAAUUCUUUACACAAGGAAAGUGGAAACCCCUUACUCAAAACUAGUUUAUAAAUAUUCCAUUAGACAAUAAGUUGUUAAGUUGCCAUAUCCUAAUAUUUAGAUACUUGAUAUUAUAUAUGCAUAUAGAGAAGUAUAGAGUUUAUGUAUACCUAUAGUUUGUGAUAUGAUGAAUUUACAUUUUGUGCGAAAUCUACAACAUUAGCUGUACUAAUGUAGUAUUGACCUAGUGUAAGGAACAGGGUAUGAGUGGUGGGCCGACACUGCCCUUCAGUCUUCAGGCUGCUUGCCCUAUGAUGCAUUUUGAAUGAGAUUCACUGCCUAUACAUUACAUUCGGAACAUUCCUUGGUUUUAAACAAUUGCUAAAUGUGUUUUGUAUAUUCUUCGUUGAUAACACAGCAUUCCUAGUUUGCAUUAAUGUACUCAGAAUUGAACUGAGUCAUCUAUUCAUAUUAAAUUUAUUUAAAAAAAACUAAUUACUGAAACUGUCCAUAGAUAUGGAUUGCAAAGUUACCAUUCGUUGUUUGUUGUUGAAUUGCAGUUCAUAUUUUGGCACUGCUGCACUACACCUCAGUUUAGUAGCAGUUAGUUCCAGUUCUGCACUGUGUCCAAACAGCACUUUGCAGUUGGCUUAUAAUUUGAAUGCAGUCAGCCUAUAUAUAUUCAAACUAUAUACAGUGGCAUUUUCCAUACCUUUUUAUGUACUGAGUAUGUGGUCUUAAAAUCCAGCAAUUUAAUAACAUAACUUCUGUUGGCUAUCUUAACAAUAUAAAGAAUGGGUCAGAUCAUAUAUCUUUGCUUAUGUCUUGAACAUAAUAACAUCAAAGUUACUUUCAUACUGUGUCUUGUUGCUUUAGAGUGUUUUAUUUAUAUCAGUCAUAGAAUUAUUAUACUAUGUAACUUAAUAAUACUCAAAAAACUUAUUGCUCUCUUGUAACAAAUUAUUAAUAUAAGGCAAAACAUUGAAAUUGAAUAGCCAUAUUAAAUUAAUAUUACACCUCCAAGGUGGUCUUAGACAAUAUUGUUAUGUUUAGAACAUAGACUUAUUAGUAUUACUGUAUAUUGAAAUUUAUAUAUAUAUGCUUUUAGUUACUUAAGAGUUAGAAUUAAUAAUUUUUUUUAAGGUAUCUCUUUAUUAUAAGAUCUCUACAUUUUUUUUAAAAUUAGAAUCUGCCUCUACCAGUUUUGUUUUUAGCAAUGUUAUGGUUAUUGGAGUUUUUAAAUUGUAUUAAUACAGGAUGAGAUUAAAGGAAGGCAUAUAAUAUUUAUAUUAGAGAUGAGAGAAACCAAGUCUUCAGAGUAACAAAAAAUAUAGGCACUGAUUAAUCUUUUUUUUUUUUUUUUAAUAAGAAUGUAUAUCUAAUUCUUUAAUAGUAAUGGCUAACCAUUUAAUCUCCCUGACCACUCCUGAAAUAUCACCCUGUUUAGUUUGUUUUAGUGAGUGAAUGAGAAGAGACAUACAUUAUAAAGUAUGAAAUGUCCAUGAAGUAGAUAGACAAUGGUGCUAAUUCAGUUUAACACAAAUCCAUAACUAAGGUAAAUUUAACUCAAAAACAGUGUGUUACUUUUCAGGUCAUUGCAUGACAUAGCCAACCUAGCACCAUUGCCUACCAGCCAUACAUGCUAGUUAGAUUAAGAGCUCCCGCAAACUACAGACUUACAGAUUGUUAGUGGCUAGCUGGUGAUCAUUGAAACUAUGUCAACCACUAUAAAAUUAAAUAACAUUGAUGAUGAGAUUUGGUUGAUUCUUCAAUAAAGCAUACAAUGCUAGGUCAGUGCUUUGAGACCAUUAACAUUCAAUAUUUUAAACUUCAUGCAUUUUGUAUUGAUAUAGGCAGAUCCAUAUUGAUAUUGGGCAUGUAUUUGUAAAUUAUGUACAUGCUUAUAUAAGCAUAAUAGACUAGGUACAUGGACUACAUGGAUGAAUAAGUUCUAAAUAUAAUUUUCCAAUUAGCAUGAAUACAUGCCAUACAAUAUCAAAACUUUCUUUUACUCAAGGGAUUACUAAUUGUAAAAUUCAAAAUUCAUUUAUUUCAAGUAGGCCUAAUACAAGCACUUUUGAAACGUCAAGUCUGUCCGUGUGUAGUGACUCUACCACCGGUUCGGAAGGCAGAUUCUACCGAGAAGAAGCCGGCAAGAAACUCAGCAGUUGCUCUUUUCCAAUAUCAGUUGUAUUUUCGAAUAUCAGUUUUUGUAAACUGGUACUCAUAAAUGACUAUUACAAUAAUUCUGUAAGUAUUAAACGUUAACCGUGGUAUUAAGAAUGAAUAUGGCAAGUGCUAUUAUUUUAAAAUGUUUUUUUUUAAAUGUCCAAAAAAAAUUAUAACUCUGAAUCUAGAGCGUUGUUGUAAUAGGUACUGCACAAGCAAUGGUAUGAUGGUAGAUGGCCUAUAUGGCAUCUUUGAUAUAAAAUUUAUUUCAUUGUAUCAGUUUCCGAACUUUGCGUGGCGCAGUUGUGUGCGGCGUGUGGCGGCACGUUGCUGUUUGCGGAGCCAACCAGAUCCAUCAUCGUAUCAAAUUCAAAUAGUUCGUAGUUUGCGACGCCCUCGUAUCCUAAUAGUCUUAAGUACAUUUUAUACAAUGUAGGUGGCGCUAGUAAAGUGCGUAAAGAGAUGUGAUGACGACACUGGUGCUUCACUUAGUUAAUGAUAGAAUCCUUAAGUUUAUUAAGUUGUUUCAAGUUUGCCACGGACCCGCCUCAUUAAAUCGAUGUUAAUACAGAACCCUGGGGCGAUGAAUAUAGGCGGCGAGCCUUGUUAUUGUAAAGCAUAUGUUUAAUGUUUGAUUUGGGACCUCGUAAGUGCAAUGAGCGAGGAAAGCUUAUUUAUGGCCCUACCUCAACAUACUAUUUGUUUAAAUGUGCGUGCAUGCGUUGUUUUAAGAUGUAUGUUCUUGACGCUAUUUUAAAAUAAGCAUAUUAUUGGUUCCGCCUACUUAUAUUCAGCGCUCCGAGAAGAAAACAUUGAGUAUGCUUUCAGCUGACCGCAAAUGACAGCAUGCGCAGAAUAAAUUAUUUCGAUACCGUGGUCACUUGAUGACGUCAUUUGGAUUUUUGUGCUAUACAACGCGUUGCGGCGGCGCUUGUUGUAAUGUGCUGAAAGCUCAAAGCAUUGUUAAUCUCUGUCAUUUGUUACAAAAUAUGUAUUGUUUCGCUUGAGACUGCGCGGCUCCGGCGUGCUCCCGUCUUACAUAUCAUAGUAUUGUUGAUCCAAACUAAUGCGGUUUUCGUAGUUUAAAUGUUGCCGACAGCGACACUGGCGUUUCCAUUAGCGUCGAUGGUGCCCCAGGGGGCAGGGGGCCUUGUAAUGAGGCGCUGCUGAGCGCGAUGGCUGGUUAGAUGUGGCAAUUGACAAACGCUGCCUCGGAACAGAAUCACGUGUCACACAUUUAGAUGUACUGUGUAGGUACUGUAAGGUAGUGCCAUAUUAAAGAGCUUCCUAUUUUUAAA